AUGGUUACAGUUGCUAUUGCCGGGGGGACAGGAGGCGUCGGUCGGGCUAUCGUCAAUAGCAUCGUUGCAAACGGAAAGCAUGAGGCUGUUGUUUUAGCAAGAAGAUCUGACGAUGCUCUCGCUGCCAAACUAGGCGCUCCCAUCAUUGCAGUCGACUACAUGAACGUCCCGGAACUAGCCAAAACCCUGGAGGCUCAUGGCGUCCACACCAUCAUCUCCACCAUAAAUAUGCGGACCACCGAAGGAGAACCUCCUGAGAUAGAGCUCAUUCGUGCGGCCGAUGCGUCUAAGUCAACCAAGCGGAUUAUCUCUAGCGAAUGGGGCAUCCCAAACACAGAUGAUAGUCAGAGCAAUCAACUUCAGGUUGUACGUAAGCUCCGUGCGAAAGAAGCUUUGCGAGCGGCCAAGACUCUCGAAAGCACAGUAGUCUACCCCGGUUAUUUCCUCGACUACUAUGUCUCGCCAGCCAUAACAACGUACCUAGUCCCCGCUACAUUGUUCGUAGACAUGGUACACAACGAAGCUUCGAUCCCCGGCGCUGGCAAUACUCCCGUGGUGUAUAGUCAUACAUCUGACGUCGGCGAGCUCAUCAAUGCGAGCCUGGACCUUGAGAGGUGGGAGCCAGAGACUUUUGUCAGCUGCGAUAAGGUGACUCUUAAUGAGUUUGUAGAGCUUGCUGAGGCUGCUAAAGGGACUAAGUUCAAAGUAUCACAUGACUCUGUUGAGGACCUAAAAGCUGGCCGGUGGACGGAACUUCCAGGUCAAGUAGAAGCAUAUAAAUUCUUCCCCAAGGACCAAUUCCAAGGCUUUGUUAUUCCCUACAGUUUGCUGAUCGAAGCUGGUGCAUUUGAUCUGAAGCCAGAGAAGACAUUGAACGAUGUGUUUCCAGCAAUCAGAACGCAUACAGUGAGGGAGCUGUUGGAAAAUGCCUGGAAGGUUUAUCCUCACCAGUGA
Molecule: messenger RNA, 954 nt
Organism: Trichoderma harzianum CBS 226.95
Lineage: Eukaryota; Fungi; Ascomycota; Sordariomycetes; Hypocreales; Hypocreaceae
Exons: 4
Coding region: 1-954 (317 amino acids)
Source: RefSeq, a predicted model, not a curated record